Talaromyces stipitatus ATCC 10500 is the source of this 879-nucleotide messenger RNA. RefSeq lists its product as uncharacterized. The record is from RefSeq and is a predicted model, not a curated record. Bases 1 to 879 code for a protein of 292 amino acids. Lineage: Eukaryota; Fungi; Ascomycota; Eurotiomycetes; Eurotiales; Trichocomaceae. The transcript is spliced from 2 exons.
AUGGCGCUCUCCACCCCAAGAUUUUGUUGGUUGUGUCAUGGUAUCCUAGCUGGCACCGAUGCGACGUUGAUGGAACGUUUCUACAUCAAUUAUAAGAAUAGAGCCGUAUCCUUGGAGAACCCAGUUCACCCAUUUCGGCUUUGUAUGUAUAUUGUGAAAUACCUAGGUAUUAUCCUCCUCUACGCCAAUAUGCUCCUCAAUCCACUUAGCAUUCUAUCUAUCUAUGUUGUUGCUACUGCUGUUGCUGCAGCAAGUAGCACUGCAUCUCUACCUUCUUUGAUAGUACCAGAAUGUCCUCACUACGGCGUUGCUACUAUCAAUCAAUCCGAUCCGGAGCGUACGCUAUUCCCUCUUACAACGGCGUCACUAUGCUACAAUGAAACAUCCCUUCAAAUCAAAUUUGAGGCAUACGACGAAACAAAUUACUACUACAACGCCAGCCAGACAACAAACGACGAUAUCUGGGAAUACGAAGUAAUGGAAGCAUUCAUUUACCACGGCACAAAUAAUCCAACGACCUACCUCGAGUUCGAAAUCAAUCCCAACAACGUCACUUAUCAAGCUAUAGUUUUCAAUCCAUCUGAAGUCCGCGCCACAGGUGCUCCGUUUGAUCAUUUCUUUGUCACUGAUCCGGCUGGUGAUGGAUUCUCUGCAUCGACUACUUUGGACAGGAAGGCGAGGACUUGGACAUCGACGGUGCAGAUUCCAUUGGCGCUAUUUGAUGUUGGUGUGCUCAAGGGUUCGUUGUGGCGUAUGAAUUUUUUUCGUACGAUCACGUCGCCGAGUACAUAUCCUGAUCAGACGCUCGGGGCAUGGAGUCCAACCAACCAGGCUAGCUUUCAUAUGACUCCGUUCUUUGGUAAUGUGAUUUUCGUCUAG